Aureococcus anophagefferens is the source of this 1986-nucleotide messenger RNA. RefSeq lists its product as hypothetical. Gene Ontology annotation, biological process: signal transduction. NCBI's taxonomy places the organism in Eukaryota, Pelagophyceae, Pelagomonadales, Pelagomonadaceae. Bases 1 to 1986 code for a protein of 661 amino acids. The record is from RefSeq and is a predicted model, not a curated record. The transcript is spliced from 2 exons.
AUGGUGGGACCAUUUCCGCGCCGCCGGGCCGUCGUGGCCUGCGCGCUCCUCGCGGCGCCGCGCCUCGCCGCGGCGCAGCGGGCGCGGCGGCUCCAGAAGGGCCCCAACGGCGGGAAGAAGCCGCCGCCCGGCGGCCCGCCGCCGGCCCACGACGACGGGUGGGAGGAGGACGGCGACGAGGACGAGGAGUGGGACGACGAGGAGUGGGACUGGGACGACGAGGAGUGGGGGGACUGCGAGGAUUGGGACGAGGGCUGCGAGGAUUGGGACGAGGGCGAGGCCUACGGCUACGGCCACGGCGGCUACGGCUACGGCCACGGCGACGAGUGGCGGGACGAGGGCGAGGAGUGGCGCGGCGGCAAGGAGGGGAACCUCGAGGGCCAUGAGUGGUGCCUCUGGGAGGUCACGGCGGAGUUCGUCAACUUCGGCGUCAACGGCGGCCGCUGCUUCGGCUGCUCCGGCAUGGCCGACGAGGACGAGCUCGUGGCCCACUGCCGCGAGCUGUGCCUGAAGGACGCGGACUGCGUCGCCUUCGAGACCGCGCCGGACGGCGUCGAUUUCUACGAAUCCGAGUUCGAGGGGAAGCGCUACUACCUCGACGGCUUCGACCACAACGGCGUCAACUGCUGCCUCGAGCAGAGCAGGAAAAGGGUGCGAAAUUCCCAACUUCAAAGGCUCCUAUCUCGGCCGUUUUCCACUCGCCUCGAGCACCACACGUCGUCCAACAAGGGCUCUCCAAAUUCCUGGCAGAGGAGCGGCGACGUCGACGGCGACUGCCCCGCGGAGGUGUCGCUGUGGACGACGCGGGAGCUCGUCGAGGGCGAGGCCGAGUUCUGCGACCGCGACUACGGGCUGGAUUUGGGCGUGUGCACGGCCUACGCGGAGUACGACUUCGACGAUUCCGAGGACGCGAACGUCGCCCGGAGGGACCUCUACCUCGAGCGGGGCUGCGCCGCGAUCGUCGACGGGUUCUACUACUUCAUCCUGGCGAUGUGUUUCCUCGCGGGCGCCCUCGUGACGUUCCUGGCCGCGGCCUGCUGGAUUUUUGACGCCCUGCAGGACCAGGAGCGGAAGUCGCGGCUCCGGGCGGGCACGUGCGUCGUCGUCGUCGCGUCGGCGCUGGUCUGGUUCUUCGGCCUGCUGCCGGCGGUCUACUGGCUCCCUCCGGUCUACGAACUCUCCUACGCGGGCGCCGGCGUCGGGCUCGUCUUCGGCCUCGCGGCGCACGCGAAGCCCGUGAAAAAGCGCCUGCUGCCCCGGGUCGACGGCAAGACCUACUGCGUCUCGCCGGCGGGGGACGUGGCGCGGGUCGAGGCGGAGAUGGUGCCGGCCAUCGAGGCCGUGCCCAUCGACCGGAGCCCCGUCGUCGUCGACGGCCGGCGCGAGCUCGACGGCGCCCACGACGAGGAGAAGGAGGAGCGGUCGCCGGUCGCGCGGUCGCUCACGCCCUCCAAGGCCAUCAUGGCCGAGUCCCUCAAGUCGGUGCCGCGCGCCGGCGACGACGAGUACGACGUCUUCAUCUCCCACUGCAAGAAGCUGCCGACGUCCGAGGACCGCGCGAUCUGGCUCGCGGAUCUGUUCGAGGGCGAGGGCCUCAAGGUCUUCUUCGACCGGAGCGACCUGCUGGAGAUCAGCGAGGCGGCCCUGCGCGACGCCGUGCGCGCGUCGCGCGUCAUCGUCACCGUCGUCGACCCCGUGACCUUCGACAGCGUCUGGGUCGCGAACGAGAACGCCUGGGCCAAGGACCUCGGCAAGCCCAUCGUCGCGUUCUACGACCGCGACCGCCACGCGUGGGACGAGAUCAGCAAGUGGGUGCCCCUCCACCCGCACGUCUUCGCGCGCCAGGCCAUCCCCUACACGAAGGACUACCGCACGGAGGCCAAGGACAAGCUCCUCCGCCAGGUCGACCUCGCGCGCCGCGACGCGACGGUCCGCGGCCACGCGGCGCUCAAGGGGCUCCACGCCGCGGGCUCCGCGACCUUCUAA